UUUAUUCUUCGCAAUCGCGUUUUCCAGCUUUCAACCUUUCUCUUUCAUGAUGUUGGCGCCAUUAAGAGUAAUACCCAGUUUCUUUCUUUAAGAAUAUUUAAGUAUUGUACUUGCAGUGGCUCUUGACUAGCACUUCAAGUUCAUAAUUACUGAGCAUUGUGCAGUACAACUGGAUUAACCUAUGCUCAACCUGUGGAGUUUUUAGUGAGGAAGUUGUUGGAACAAUACAUUUACAUAUAUUUUGAGAAUGGCAGAUUUUGAGGAUAAAAAUGAAGAAGGUAACUCAACCAGGAAUGGUAGUGAUGACAUUUGUCGUGAUUUCCUGCGUAACUUGUGCAGACGUGGAUCUAGCUGCAAAUACAGACAUCCAGAGCCAAAACAGGAUUCACAAGAAGGAGAAAGGGAGGAGAUAAAAUUUUGUCAUGAUUUUCAGAAUAAAGGUUGUCGACGAGCAAAUUGCAAAUUUAUGCAUUGCACAAAGAGGGAAGAAGAGUACUAUCUAAGUACGGGAAAAUUACCAAAGCAUGUACAAGAUGCCUUAGGAGAUAACAGAAGUGAAGUUCCAGUCUGUAAAGACUUCUUGAGGGGUUUUUGUAAGAGAGGAAUUUAUUGUAAGUUCCGACACCUAACACCAGAAGAAUAUGAUAUGGAGAUGCGUGGAGAGAGUGGGCCUCCUAUUAUGGGUGAGCCUGACAAUUUUGAUUUUCAACUAAAACGUAAACGGUCAGCUUUUGAUGAUGGCUAUGGGCCAUUUGAUGGACCAGGAGGCCCAGGGGUCUUGCUGCCAACCCCUGGCCCUGACCGAAUGCCUGAUGUCCAAAUCUUAGAAGGGGAGAACUCAAUUCUCCGACGUAAAAUAGAUGAACUUAAAAAACAAGUUACAGAAUUAACUUCAACUGUAGAAUACUUGCUGGAGCAAAAUGCACAGUUACGUGCAAAUAAACUUUCUGGUGUUCCCCCACCUCCUAAACCUCGCACUUUAUAUCCAGGUAGUGGACAAGGUGUUGGUCAACCAUGGUAAUUAUUUAUGUUCAUACAAACAACUUGAUUGGUUGAUCUUUCACUUUCAUCAUGAUUUUUAAGGGUAAGAUUUUUGUAUUACUGGCAUGUGACAUUCUGUAGAAGGAAAGAUUGGCCAUUACUGUCAUUUGUUUUUUUAUCAAUUCUAGUUCCCGUUUGGAUGAAAUUUAGUCCUGUAAGAGGUUUUUAAUAAUACAAAAACUUGUGUCAUCCAAUCAUUUUCACACUGUUGUUUUGUUAAGUAACCGCAUAAUCUGCAUUUAUAAAAUAAACUAUCACAGUCUUUGGUGUAAGAGGUACUGAAAGGUGAAUUUGGUUGUUGCUAAUGGAUCAGAUGUUGAUUUUUAUUGAUGUUAAGUAGAGUGACAAACACUGGCAACAACUGUAUUUGUACAUUAGAUUUUUUGUGAUAGUAUAUCAGAUUCCUGAAAACUUAGACAUUUGGUAUGUUCUGUAUGAAAUAAAUGUUUUAGAUAAAUCAGCACAUAAAAUGUAAUUUAACUUUUAUAUAUUAUAUUUGAACUAUAAAUUUGAUAGACUGACACAUAUUAAUUGCCCUGACUUUAAUUAAAUGUAACUGGUGGAUCAAAUUUUUCUUGGUAGCUGUUCUGUGGUUUUCAUUUUUAGUGAAAGAUUUCAAACUUUGUAAGGAUUCAUACCACUGUAUAUUUUCAAGGGUGUAUUUUAUCUAUAACUUGUCUACUUGGUCAUAAGGGAAUUGUUUUAUAUGACACCAUUUCAGACGUAAAGGUUGUAAUGUGUGUCUAAACAAGUACUUUACUGGAAAUUCUCAUUUAAUGUAUGUUAUUCAUGUCAUUGUCAAUAAAUGUGUCUUUAACACGUUUCA
Limulus polyphemus (Atlantic horseshoe crab) is the source of this 1867-nucleotide messenger RNA. RefSeq names its product zinc finger CCCH domain-containing protein 10-like. The coding region runs from base 248 to 1021 and encodes 257 amino acids. Gene Ontology annotation, molecular function: metal ion binding. The record is from RefSeq and is a predicted model, not a curated record. Lineage: Eukaryota; Metazoa; Arthropoda; Merostomata; Xiphosura; Limulidae. The transcript has 2 exons.